AAAACAGUAUUCAAACCAAAUUGGAACAAGUGCAACAAGAAUUAGAUGAAACAAUGGAUUUGCUGGCAAAACAUAAGCUCGAACUCGCCGAAAUUACAAGUCAAUUAAACGAAGAGACAUCAACACGGAACAGAAUUCAAAAGGAAUACGCCGAUGUUCAGGCAAAAUGUACCGAAGUCAAUCAGAAGCUUCAAGAUACUCAAAAAACAUUAACCGAAAUUCUCGCGAAGAAUGAUGAGAUCAGUGCUGAGUUGACUGGGAAGAAUGAGCAAGUGUUCAAGUUGAACGAAGAAUUGAAACAAUUGACAGCAAUUCGCGAUGGAAUUCAAGAGGAGUAUGAUGAAAUUCAGGCUAAAAACACUGAAAUGAAUCAGAAGCUUUCUGAAAUGGAGCUAGAAUUGUCCACCAUUCACUCGAAGAAUGGUGAAAUUGGCUCAGAACUCAUCGAGAAAAAUGGUCAAAUUUUGAAGUUGAAGGACGAACUAAACCAAGUCAAUACAACUCGAGACAGCAUUCAGAAAGAAUAUAUUGAUGCACAAGAAAAAUUGGUCGAAGUCAAUCAGAAACUAAAAGAUACACAACAAACAUUGACCGAAACUCUCGCAAAGAAAGAUGAGAUAAGUGCGGAGGUGACUGAUAAAAAUGAUCAAAUUGUUAAGUUAAACGAUGACUUGAAAGAAUUGAUUGCAAUUCGGGAUGGUAUUCAAAAGGAUCACGACGACAUUCAAGUCAAAAACUUGGAAAUCAAUCGGAAAUUGGGCGAGAUGGAACAAGAAUUGUCCAUCACGCGCACGAAGAAUGAUGAAAUUAGUUCAGAACUCAUCGAGAAAAAUGAUCAAAUUUCGAAGUUGAAAGACGAACUAAGUCAAGUUAAUACAACUCGAGACAGCCUUCAGAAAGAUUAUAAUGAUGUCCAAGAAAAAUUGGUCGAAGUCAAUCAGAAACUCCAAAAUACACAACAAACAUUGACCGAAACUCUCGCAAAGAAAGAUGAGAUAAGUGCGGAGGUGACUGAUAAAAAUGAUCAAAUUGUUAAGUUAAACGAUGACUUGAAAGAAUUGAUUGCAAUUCGGGAUGGUAUUCAAAAGGAUCACGACGACAUUCAAGUCAAAAACUUGGAAAUCAAUCGGAAAUUGGGCGAGAUGGAACAAGAAUUGUCCAUCACGCGCACGAAGAAUGAUGAAAUUAGUUCAGAACUCAUCGAGAAAAAUGAUCAAAUUUCGAAGUUGAAAGACGAACUAAGUCAAGUUAAUACAACUCGAGACAGCCUUCAGAAAGAUUAUAAUGAUGUCCAAGAAAAAUUGGUCGAAGUCAAUCAGAAACUCCAAAAUACACAACAAACA
Messenger RNA from Contarinia nasturtii (swede midge), 1343 nucleotides. Its product is annotated as spindle pole body protein pcp1-like. The record is from RefSeq and is a predicted model, not a curated record. The transcript has 2 exons. The annotation marks the transcript as partial. NCBI's taxonomy places the organism in Eukaryota, Metazoa, Arthropoda, Insecta, Diptera, Cecidomyiidae.